Molecule: messenger RNA, 3321 nt
Organism: Microcebus murinus (gray mouse lemur)
Lineage: Eukaryota; Metazoa; Chordata; Mammalia; Primates; Cheirogaleidae
Gene: BTBD10
Product: BTB domain containing 10
Biological process (GO): positive regulation of phosphorylation
Cellular component (GO): cytoplasm
Molecular function (GO): protein binding
Source: RefSeq, a predicted model, not a curated record
CUUUGUUUCUAUGUGAAUUGUUAUAUUUCUAAUACCUAUAUAGAGGGGUUUGGUAGCCUGCUGAAGAUGUUAAAGAUCAUUUCAGUUGAAAUAUAUUUGGCUUGAAUUGUGACAACUCCUUAAAUAUGAAUUAGAGGAGUUUUUGCUAUUUAAAAAAUGAAAAGAAAGAGCACCUUUUCUCUAUAAGGUUAAAAUGUCUAGAUAGACAAUAUGCUAAAAGCUCUUGACUAUUUGGGUUGGGUAGAAUAUGACUAUAUAAAACUUAGAUCUGCAGUCUGCUCAGGUUACUAAAGAUAAAUACAUCAUACAUUCAAUAUAGACUAUGCCGCAAGGUUUCAUUCCCACGUAUAAGUACGCAUGCUCGUUUCUUCUGAGACUGCAUAAAGUCUGAGCUUUUCAGUUUCCCUUUUAAGUCACUUCAUAGCCCCAGCAGCAGUUUAGAAAUGGAAAAGUUUGGUUGCUUUAAAGAAUAGUUCUUGAGUGGAUUCUUAAAGUACAAAUAAUAUUUUCUCUUUUAAAGAGAAAGCUUUAAAGUUUUAAAGAGAAGCUAUACUGCUCAGAGUGGACACGCAGUAAAAUAUUGAAAGGUAAAAGUUAGCUGUAUCCUAGUUUUCUAAAACCUGGCAAGCUGGCAGAGCUAGAAUUAGCUUUACAGAUGGCAUUUGGCAACAUAUCUACAUCUCUAAGCCCUCAUCUCCUGUGUUUCCUUCAGCCUGUCUAUCAAUUACAAUAUCCAAUCACUGCUCAGAGAUGGAGAAAUGGGCUGAUCACAGCUCACACGAUGCUGUUUGGUUAGAAACGUCAGUGCUGCACAGCCCACGGCUGAGUCAGUGUCUGUGAGAAAAUAAACUGAAUUAAUAUAUAGAGGGGGUUGUAGCUCUGAACAUUUAAAACCUAAAUAACUGCAACAGCAAUAUUACACAGUAGAGGGAGGAAACUAAAGGAAGUCUGUGGACAGGUGAGGUAGGGGGAGACGGAAAUUUUCUGAUUGUUCAGAGGAAUCUUGAAGAUCAUGGAAAUAUCAGAUGUGCUAAAGUUUCCUAGUAAUGCCCAAGGAUGCUGACCUGGCUUUCAGUGCUGCAUUGUUUGAAAAAGCAGAGUCCCUUUAUACUCUGAUUUCAAAAUUUUUUUCUUGUUUUUGUGUGUCUACCUUGGCAUAUACUAAAGGAAGUACUCCCUCACGUAUUGCUAAAGGAGGAGUCGACCACACCAAAAUGAGUCUACAUGGUGCUAGUGGGGGACACGAGAGAUCAAGAGAUAGGCGAAGGUCAAGUGACAGAUCACGAGAUUCAUCUCAUGAAAGAACAGAGUCUCAACUCACUCCUUGUAUCAGAAAUGUUACUUCACCAACACGACAGCACCAUGUUGAUCGAGAAAAAGAUCACAGUUCCUCUCGUCCAAGCAGUCCUCGUCCUCAAAAAGCAUCCCCAAAUGGUUCCAUUAGCAGUGCUGGGAAUAGCAGCAGAAACAGUAGUCAGUCAAGUUCAGAUGGUAGCUGUAAGACAUCUGGGGAAAUGGUGUUUGUAUAUGAAAAUGCAAAAGAAGGAACUCGGAACAUAAGAAUGUCAGAACGAGUGACACUAAUAGUGGAUAACACUAGAUUUGUUGUAGACCCAUCCAUUUUUACUGCACAGCCAAAUACAAUGUUGGGCAGGAUGUUUGGAUCUGGUCGAGAACAUAACUUUACACGUCCCAAUGAGAAGGGAGAGUAUGAAGUGGCAGAGGGAAUUGGUUCCACUGUGUUUCGAGCUAUCCUGGAUUACUAUAAGACAGGAAUAAUCCGUUGUCCUGAUGGCAUAUCUAUUCCUGAACUGAGAGAAGCAUGUGACUAUCUUUGUAUCUCUUUUGAAUAUAGUACUAUUAAAUGUAGAGAUCUCAGUGCGCUAAUGCAUGAGUUAUCAAAUGAUGGUGCUCGUAGACAAUUUGAAUUUUAUCUGGAAGAGAUGAUCCUCCCUCUCAUGGUAGCUAGUGCCCAGAGUGGGGAACGAGAAUGCCAUAUAGUGGUGCUUACAGAUGAUGAUGUGGUUGAUUGGGAUGAAGAAUAUCCACCACAGAUGGGAGAAGAAUAUUCACAAAUUAUUUAUAGCACAAAAUUAUAUAGAUUUUUCAAAUACAUUGAAAACAGAGAUGUGGCCAAAUCAGUUUUGAAGGAGAGGGGUCUUAAGAAGAUUAGAUUGGGAAUAGAAGGUUAUCCUACCUACAAAGAAAAAGUAAAGAAAAGGCCUGGGGGCCGCCCAGAAGUGAUUUACAACUAUGUCCAAAGACCCUUUAUUAGAAUGUCCUGGGAGAAGGAAGAAGGAAAGAGUCGGCAUGUAGACUUUCAGUGUGUAAAGAGUAAAUCCAUCACCAACCUUGCAGCAGCUGCCGCAGACAUUCCCCAGGACCAGCUGGUAGUCAUGCACCCCACUCCGCAAGUGGAUGAGCUGGAUAUUCUCCCUAUCCAUCCCCCUUCUGGCAACAAUGACCUCGAUCCUGAUGCACAGAAUCCAAUGCUGUGAUGCUGAUGUUCCUUGAAACUAUAGCAUGCUACUCUUCACAGUGAUGUUGUACUCUCCUCAUUCUGCACUGCAAGGCCACUCUUCUUCUUCAUUGUGAGAUGCACAUAACAAUGUUUAGGAUAUUGCAGUGUAGGCUUUUUUAAAGACCAAAGGUAGCUGAAUGGUUUUUUAAAUGAGUACAACUCUAGCAUCCUGAAGUUCCAGUUAUAUAAAUGUAUUUGUUUACCAGUAGGUUUGUGAAAUUGGUUCUUUGUAUGGGGGACAGUCCUUUUUCACACAUCUAGGUUUUUUUUAGAAGUGGUUGAAAUUGGCAGCUGGGGUGCUUUCAGCCUAGAUUGAUACUCAUCACGCCCCAGAUAAAAUGCAGAAUAUUAUAUAGUUGCACUUUAUAAAUGGUGGUUAAAUGGAACCGUUCAAGCCAUUUUAUAGUUGUGAUGCACAAUAUAACUUAAAUAAGUGCUUCUAUCAAAGUAUUCCUUCAGUAAAAUGUGUAUAGUUUGCUGCCCAUGAUGAACAAAAAAUGAGUAUUUAUGUUGGGCUUAUUUGAAUGAUUAGGAUGAGAUUCAAUGCCCAUAUCCUAACAAUUCGGUUAUCUCCAGUGCCAUUUCACCCUUUAGAGUGAGUUACAUGCAGGGAUUGUGGACAUCAGAGGUGGUUUAUUAUCCAGUCUGCCUUACCCUUAAUCUGUUCACAGAUAUUUAUUUACUAAUGCUUUGUUUUCUUAAGAGUUAUGGGAUAGGAAAAUGAAGUGUUUGCUCUUCAUUUACUAAAUGAUUGUAAACUCGAGUUUUUCAUCAAAAUAAAAUUCCAUUGUUUUAAUGUU